Messenger RNA from Penicillium brasilianum, 1617 nucleotides. The record is from the annotation of a GenBank genome assembly. Lineage: Eukaryota; Fungi; Ascomycota; Eurotiomycetes; Eurotiales; Aspergillaceae.
AUGCGGUCCAGCGACGACGGAUCGGAGAAGAAUCUCGUUACCAAUUCGCCGACCCUGAAUGAUGCCCGUCCAAUGGUAGAGGCAAAAUCAAAUUCGACAGCGGCUAUGCUUCGCCUUUCUCUAUGGGUUUCAUUCGCAGCAUGGAUCGCCAACUUCGACAACGGUUAUACAGGCACCAUCUUGAUAAUGCCAGCCUACCGAAAAGCAUUUGGAACAUGUCACGAACUCAUGAAUCCAACAACCGGCCAAAUGGUCGAACAAUGUUCAAUAACACCCCUCCAACAAUCCCUUAUCAGUCUGAAUUACAUGUUCAUUGGAAUCGGGGGAGGCCUGUCCGCACUGACGGGUAGAUAUACUGGCCGCCGUGGCGCGAUCCAAAUCGGAUGCGGACUUGCUAUCAUCGGAGCAGCUGGAAUGUUGGGUACUGGCAACGGUUCGGCCAAUACUUUCUUGCACUAUAUGGUGUGCAAAUGCAUUAGUGCCAUUGGCAUUGGGCAGCUUAUUUCUGCUUCUUUGGCUUAUGGCUCCGAGUGCAUCGUCGCUAGCAAGCGCGGCCUCGCGCUGGGGCUAUACAACGUCGGCCUGGCACUCGGUAAUCUUGCGUCGGCGGCCGUGUGUGCUGGAUCUGCGCGUCUCGAGCCAGGAAAUAACUGGCAGUGGAAGACACCCAUAUUAGCACAGAUUCCAAUGGGAAUCAUCCUCGGCGCGGGCAUUCUGAUGUUCCCCGAGUCUCCUCGAUGGAUCCUGAACGACAACGAAAACAGAGAAGAAGAAGCCCGCAGAGCAUUCAGUAUCUUGUAUCGCAUUCCCGCCGAUUCCUGGGAGAUUACUGCUCAGAUUGAAGAUGUAAAAGCGCACAUCAAAUCUGAUCGCGUUAAUGCUGCUGCCUCAUCUUGGUACGAGAUUUACACCAAAUCCCAUUUCCGGCGGACGUGGACCUCGGCGUUGAUUAUGAUCGGGCUGUCGAUUACUGGCAUUCAAUUUGUCCAGCCUUAUGCAACGACGUUUCUCAAGGGCGUUGGUAUCAGUGAUCCAUAUCUCAUCAACGUGAUCAUUGGUCUCUGCAUUCUCGGUGGCUCGGGCCUCGGUCCCUUCAUUGUGGAAUAUGGAGGGCGUCGAUUUGCUAUUCUCUCUGGGUACAGUGCCAUGGCUAUUUGCAUGUUGGUUCUUUCCUCGGUCAGCACCGCACUCGGCGCAGAUGACGUCUCGAAAAUUGUCGUCGUCGUGUUGCUAUGCUUGUGGUCUUUUGUCUUUGGUGGAACUAUUGCGCCGAGUGCAGGUCUUGCCUCCGUGGAGAUGCACAGUGUUAGGCUUCGGACGUAUGGACAGGCACACACAACUGUUCUUUACGGUAUCUUUUCUUUCGGUGCCACGUUCUGGACACCGUAUAUGCUGGAUGCGGACCAUGGUAAUAUGGGUCCUAAUGUGGGUUAUUUCUACGCGGCUGUGACGGUGGUUAUUGGAGUGUUGGUCUGGUUGUUGGUGCCCGAGACUGCUAGUUUGACUCUGGAGCAGAUUGAUGAUACCUUCAACUCGGGCAUCCGACCCUGGAAGACUUCUACGGCAGCAAAUAGAGCCAUGGCCCGAGCCAAGGCUCAACAAUUAGCGGCAGAGUAG